ACGCCUGCUCAAAGGCCUCAGACGGUAACAAAGAACCACGCAGCCACUCUUUCUGGGGAGAGAAUUGGAAGAAAAAGGCAAAACUCGUGGGUUGAGACAGAGGCAGUUUAACAGAACAGCAAAGGGAACAAGAAAACACCAACAACGAUACGGACAGAGGAAUGUACAAACACGAUUAUGGAACCACCGCUCACCCACCGGACCUGGGACCCCCAGCCUGCUCCAAGUGGUCCCCCGGCAGCUCCCGGCCACAGACUGGGCAUGGCUCACAUGGCGUGGAAUACCUGUGUCCCUGCUGGAGCCUGGGGAGAAUUAACCCUAUCCCCGCCGGAACCAGGACACUGGCUCUUCAGUUGUCCUCACAGUUUUGAAGAGGUUUCUGCUUUCAGUAUCCGUAGGAAAGCAUUUAUUACUAGUUCUGAUGGCUUCUGCUAGUUGUUUUUUUAGAUUCUUUUUUACUUUUGCUUUGUUGUGGUUUUACACUUAAUGGAGGUCAUGAUCAUUUCAAUUUUCCUCAUUUGGAUGCAAGGUCAGCUUGUUGAAGAAUGCAUGCUUAUUAUCCCUUUGGCUCAACAUUUUAGCCACAUGAGCUUCCUUUUGCCUUUUGCCAAAUCUUCCAAAGAGAUACUAGGUAUUGCCUUUCGGCUGGCAAUGGGAUGUCCCUGUCUAACCUCCAUGCCACCUGUGAUGACUGAAUUCCCUCAGCUGCCCCUAUCCAUUCUGGCUGGCUUGUAACAAGUGUCUCACUUCCAUGCAGCUUCCACCACAGCUGUGCUCAACUUCAAAAGGGGACUAUUUUGGAAUGUGUGACGUCGCAGCUUUAGGAUUCAAGUCCUUCUCUUUGCUUAUGAAUUCAAUUUUAACUCAACCGGCACAGCUUGAUUUUUCAAAAGUAGUAAGGCAUGGGCAAUGGUGGUGUCUCCUCUGCUUGCUAAAUUGCGUGAAACUGGCUGUGAGAUGAAAGGCUUGCAGAUACUACCUUACUCAAACUUCAUUGACAGUUAGGGGAGAGAGAGCAUUAGUGUCACCAUUUGGCUAGCUGACCCAAACAGAAGGCAGCAGGCACAGCUUGCAGAGCGACCACCUAAAGGCAGCAGCUGGAGCACAAGCAAGCAGGGAAAGCAGGACUGUUGUGGUGAGUAAACUGAGUCCUAGGAAGGAGCUGGGGCUUGUGAGGUAGGUGGGAGUUAGGAGCACGGGGUGUACCUGGCAGUGCUGAGUGGGAUUGAGAUGAAAGAUGUCUGUGGGAAAACACAGAUACUGUGGUAUGAGGGUGUUCUGCAUGGGGUUUUCAGAAGACAGGUGGAGUGGGAAGGGAGGAACCGAGGAAAAGCAGUGGGAAUGCAAGGAAAUAAAGUGUGAGUUUUGGGUGGGGGUUUAAGCAAGAUUUUUUUUUUCUUUCCGUUUUCAGCUGUGCAACUAACAGCUGGGUUCAGUUCUCCCUAUCUCCCACCCACUUAGAUGCCAGCAGUGCAUAGGAAAUUCAAAGCACAAAUUUUACCCUCAGGAGUAUCAUCUCACCGUUCUUGCACAAGAGCCCAGCAUUUUAUCCUGUGGUAUCCUGACCCAUUCGCAUUUCUUCUCAGAAGUCUUUCUGAUUCACCAUGUAUCUCAGCAGCCAUUUCCCUUAAUUGUCUCCUUUCAACAACUGCCCCAGCUUGAAAUCAGACUAAACAGUAAUCCGAGGUUUUCCCCAAGAAGUUUCCAUAGUGCUGGGGCUGAUUUCCUGGGCUAAGAAACUGAAGAUCUGUUCAGAGCAUUUCUGAGCUCCCAGGAAUUGUCUGGUUAUCGCCAGUGCUUCCAGUGUUCAGCACAGCCUUCUUUGGCAGAGAGUGAAUGCACAGAUGGGGAAGGCUCAGUGACUUAUUGGUGUCUCCCACUGGAGCCAGGGACCAAAAAGGUCCACCUUUUACAUAGCAAAACUAAGGACACGGAUCAGUGAUCAUACCGUGAUUAAAUGGCAUCAGAAAUCACCUACGCUGAAGUGAAGUUCAAGAACGCACCACCGGCUGCAGUGGUGGAAGUACCUCCUGAGACGAAGAAGCAUGAGCACCAUCCCCAGAAAUAUCCUCCUUGGCUCCCAUGGCUGAUCUCAGUGCUACUGCUGUUGGUUUGCAUUGCCCUUGUUGCUGUUCUCCUUGUCGCUCCCUUCUUCCAUAGUGGUGACCAGCCCACAGCCCUGCAGCAGAAAUUCUCAGAGCUUCAGUGCAUCUUGGAGGUGCUACAAGGCAAAGAGCAAGGCUGGAUCUGCUGCCCAAAUGGCUGGAAACGCUUUCAAAAAAGCUGCUAUUAUCUGUCGACUGAUAAAAUGUCCUGGGCUGAGAGUGUGCAGAACUGCACUGGGAUGGGCUCCCAGCUGGUGGUGAUCGACAGCAAAGCAGAGCAGGCUUUCCUCACUACCGAGCUACAACAGUUUCCAAAAGGAACGAAUUACUACAUCGGUCUGUAUGCACAGGAGGUGGGCAAGUGGCAGUGGGUGGACCAGACUCCAUUGAAUGAGGAGGCAGCGUUCUGGCGGAAAGGGGAACCUACUAAAGUGGACGUUGAGAACUGCACUGUAAUCCAUGUGAGUUCAGAUACACGUAACUGGAAUGAUUCCCGAUGCGUGAGUCAUUAUCGGAUUUGUGAAGUUGCAGCAUUAUCUGACGGCGCGACCCUCAUCCUGAGUUCAACUGGGAGAUGAGCAGUGAGCUGGAAACAGCUGAGGGCUGUGUCGGGAGGGGAGGAGGGCCCUGAAUCCUGCAUUUUCACUCUGCUGGGUGGGACGAUGUGAGUGGAAGUGAUAUUAUCCCGUGUCCAGCAUCCCCAGUGCAUGUAUUGGCUCAGGGGACACAUGAAGGCUCAGGGAACACAUGAAGGCUCAGGGUCAUCAAAGCAGGUCCUGUGCUCUUGUGUGCUCUUCUCUCUGAGUGGGUCUGGCAGCCACCAUGUGAAAAGAGGUUGAGUUCUCCAGAAAGAAGAAACGGGAAUGGAAGACAAAUGUUCAGAGCUGCAAUUUCCUUUGUCUCCUUGGUCAGAGGUGUCUGCUUUUUCUUGGGGCUCACAGAGAAUGUCCUCUGGUUGCACUGGUUUUACUGAACAAAUACUGAUU
Chroicocephalus ridibundus (black-headed gull) is the source of this 3091-nucleotide messenger RNA. Its product is annotated as C-type lectin domain family 4 member E-like. The record is from RefSeq and is a predicted model, not a curated record. Lineage: Eukaryota; Metazoa; Chordata; Aves; Charadriiformes; Laridae.